UCAACAUGGCAUUUCAAGCUUAUCCUCUAGAAAAGUGCCUGUGCCUCUUCAUACGUAGUCGGGGGGAUCUCACCACCCUCGCCUAAAAUUCAUCAAAUUAUAACUCACCCAAACCCAACAUCUUUGUAGCUCGACUCCCUAAUAACUUUAUUUUUUUCCUUGCGAACAAUCAAUCUCCCUCCUUGUCCUCACUCCUUGGCGAGCCUCAACCCGUUAUCGUCGCACCCAGUCGAGUCAGCCUCUCUACCCUGAUCAGACUCGUCCUUCCCUCCUACGUACGCGGUAGUCUCAUUGUCCUUCACCUCAAACAAUGUCAUCCCCAUCCUCCACAGGUUCCGCCAAACGGAAACGGUCAACCGUCUCUGACCGGCUGAAGUCAUCCACUGUGGAACUUCAGCAGCCAUCUUCGCGAGAUGCGUCAGGGGAAGAGCUAGCCGAAUCUCCCACACACAAUCCUCGAACCCGCAAGCACGGUUCCAGCUUGUCCCACGACAGUGCGGUGCCUCCUAGCAAACGAGCUCGAACACGAUCGGGUGCUAAGCCCACUGAACCCAAUGGAAACUCAACCACAGACGUCUCCAUUGACGAUUCCGCUGAGCUUCUGAGUUCUACGGAUGAUAGUGACGGCAUAGAGGACAAAAAUGACCCAGCCAAUGAACAUGUCGCAGAAGGUGACAAGGAGAUAGAGGCUCCUCCAAAAGCUGGGCUCAGAGAUCCUGUCGGUGGUUACAAGACCAACCCUCCUCCGCAGGGAAGACCUGUGCGUGUGUAUGCGGACGGCGUAUUUGAUCUAUUUCAUCUUGGACACAUGCGCCAGUUGCAGCAAGCCAAAACUGCCUUUCCUGACACUUAUUUGAUCGUUGGCGUGACAGGAGAUGCGGAAACACACAAGAGAAAAGGACUCACUGUCCUGACCGGUGCAGAAAGAGCCGAAACCGUCCGCCACUGCAAAUGGGUCGACGAAGUUAUCCCCAGCUGCCCAUGGAUCGUCACUCCCGAGUUCCUUGCCAAGCACAACAUCGACUACGUUGCUCACGAUGAUGAACCCUACGGUGCUGACGAAGGCGAUGAUAUCUACGCUCCCAUCAAAAGAGAGGGCAAGUUUCUCGUCACCCAACGUACCGAAGGUGUCUCCACCACAGGCAUCAUCACCAAGAUCGUGCGAGACUAUGAAAAGUACAUCGCUCGACAAUUUAAGCGAGGAACCAGCCGACAGGAAUUGAAUGUCAGUUGGUUGAAGAAGAAUGAACUCGACAUUAAACGUCACGUAGCAGAGUUGCGAGACAGUAUCAAGAACAAUUGGACCACCGCCGGUGGCGAGAUCGGUCGUGAUCUCCGACAAUUCUGGCAGAGCAGUAGACCUGCAAGCCCGGCUCCGUUUAAUCGGCAACUUGGUGACGGAUUGCGAAGUCCUGGCGGUGGCGCUGUCAGUGCUGUCGACCAUCUCCGACAUCUCGAGGUUCCUGGAAAUGGCGAUCGGCGAAGCGAUUCUCCUGGUAGACUGAGUCGAAGCGAAGACUUUGCUGCUGGGUAUAGCCUUGGUUUGAUAGGAGGGGUGAAAUCAUGGAUGAUGCGUAGGAGGCGUUCACUCCGAGACAGCCAAGCACCCAGCCCAGAGGCAAGUGAAGACGACGAGGCUAGAAGUCCUCUCAGCAAUGACGGAGAAUCCUUCAACCUCAAGACCCCUCCCACACGUGGAAGGAAGGGAAAAUCCAGUGACGGGCUACGUGAUCCCGAACGAGAGACUCUCGAUGUUCUGCAUUAAUCUCUCAAAUUUUCUGGACCCGCCAUCGACCUCUUUCCUAGCAAAAGGAGAGCGCUGAACUGUCUUGCCCUCUUCGAACUCAACCAAGUUCGAACAAACUACUAUCUCUAUGGAUUCCUUUCCCAGUGUUGUUUUACCACAACAUGAAAAAUUCCUGGUUUUUAUAAAAACAUGCAAGCAGGCAAUUGAGCAAGUGUAAUUGAUCAACUGAGUAUACACCCUUGGAAGGCGCAGGAGGAGAGCGAAGGCGCACCAAGAUGGGGGAUUAAAGAAAAGCAAUCCUUUGGGCUGGAUACUUAAAAGUCGUUGUGUUUCGUCAAACGUUCUAUGCUAGAAAGAACUCGAAUUACUAUUAUUACUUUAUUUUAGACCAUUGAUAUGCACGUUGGCAGGCUACAAACACCACUUCAGUAUACUGAAGACUUGUCACGCAACUAUAGCCAUACAGUGGCUGUGGGUACUACGAGCUAGAAGGUCAUUUUGAUCGUCAAAGAGAUCUAUCGUUCUCUUGUGGUUAUAAUCGAGAGGUAUCAU
Messenger RNA from Exophiala mesophila, 2299 nucleotides. RefSeq lists its product as uncharacterized. Gene Ontology annotation, biological process: CDP-choline pathway. The record is from RefSeq and is a predicted model, not a curated record. NCBI's taxonomy places the organism in Eukaryota, Fungi, Ascomycota, Eurotiomycetes, Chaetothyriales, Herpotrichiellaceae. The transcript has 3 exons. Gene Ontology annotation, molecular function: phosphatidylcholine binding; choline-phosphate cytidylyltransferase activity. The coding region runs from base 311 to 1765 and encodes 484 amino acids. Gene Ontology annotation, cellular component: nuclear envelope.